AAAACUACCAUUUCCGGAUUCUCAGCCUCAGUCUUUCAUUUCGAGAGUUGUUACAACGCCGUUAGCAUCAAAUAUGGGGACUCGUUCUAUUUCCAAGAAAAAGAAGUUUGUAGGAGAUGGAGUUUUUAAAGCUGAACUUAACGAGUUCCUCACUCGUGAGCUCGCAGAAGAUGGAUAUUCUGGUGUUGAGGUUCGUGUAACUCCAACUCGUACAGAGAUCAUCCUAUUAGCCACACAUACGCAGAGCGUUUUGGGAGAGAAGGGACGAAGAAUCAGAGAAUUAACUUCUGUGGUACAGAAACGUUUUAAUUUUAAGGAACCACAAAAUGUUGAAUUGUAUGCUGAAAAAGUAGCACAGCGUGGUCUGUGCGCUAUUGCACAAGCUGAGUCUCUUCGUUAUAAGUUGAUUGGUGGACUUGCUGUGCGAAGAGCAUGUUAUGGUGUUCUUCGGUUUAUCAUGGAAUCAGGAGCAAGAGGAUGUGAAGUAGUUGUUAGUGGUAAACUACGUGGUCAGAGAGCUAAAUCAAUGAAAUUUGUUGACGGUUUAAUGAUUCAUUCAGGAGAACCAACCAACAACUAUGUAAACACAGCAACCCGUCAUGUUCUUCUUCGUCAAGGAGUAUUAGGUAUUAAAGUGAAAAUCAUGUUACCAUGGGAUCCUGUUGGUAAACUUGGUCCAAAAGAUCCUCUUCCAGAUUAUGUAUCAAUAGCGGAACCGAAAGAAGAAGUACGUCCAUUACAACCAUCUUCUGAAGUUAAAGCUCCGAAAGAUAUACCUCAGCCAGCACCACUUGUAUAAUUAACAACUACACUAAAAUAAAAAUGGCUUAAAAUAAGAAA
This is a messenger RNA of Polistes dominula (European paper wasp), 840 nucleotides long. RefSeq names its product ribosomal protein S3 (gene RpS3). Lineage: Eukaryota; Metazoa; Arthropoda; Insecta; Hymenoptera; Vespidae. Gene Ontology annotation, molecular function: structural constituent of ribosome; RNA binding. Gene Ontology annotation, cellular component: nucleus; cytosolic small ribosomal subunit. Gene Ontology annotation, biological process: positive regulation of apoptotic signaling pathway; translation. The record is from RefSeq and is a predicted model, not a curated record.